AUGGAUUGGAUAAUAUCUGAUGAGUUAGGUCUCACUGUGGGACACCUUGUGGGUUGGGGAGCAGCGGGGGCUAUGAUAAUUGGAGGCAUUGCACCAUACAUACCGCAAUAUAGACAAAUAAAAAAGACACAAGAUGCAGAAGGAUUUUCAUUGUAUGUUUGUUUAACACUUCUAAUAGCUAAUACUUUGAGGAUUCUAUUCUGGUUUGGAAAACGAUAUGAAAUACCACUUUUAUUACAAAGUAUCGUAAUGAAUGUUACAAUGUUUAUUAUGAUUCAUCUAUGUGUAAAUGUGCGCAAGAAAAACCAGAUCAUUCGAGCUCGAGAGAGAAUAUUUACAGGCACAAUAUUCAUGUUAUAUAUACUAUUGUGUUGUAUAAAUGGGUCAGCUCAACCUGAUGAAACAGCCCGAUGGUUAGGGCAGCAGAGUGGUGUCACAGGAGGUGAGAAGCCCCGUCGCUUCUAUGAUAUGGAUCGAAAAUACUUCUGGGCAUGGACUGACUUUCAGAGUUAUGUAGACUGUAUGCUAGUAUUCUCAGUAUUAGGGGCAGCUAUAACUUAUUUAUUAAUCGAAGUUUCACCAUUUGUAGAAUUUAUUGGCUUCCUAGCUGUAUUUACAGAAGCAAUGCUUGGUGCACCACAAAUUAUCAAAAAUCACCAAAACAAAAGCACCGAGGGAAUGAGUGUGAGUAUGGUAAUAAUGUGGACCUGUGGUGAUGUAUUCAAGACGGCUUACUAUGUGAUAAGGGAAGCGCCAACACAAUUCUGGGUGUGCGGCGGCCUUCAAGUUAUGUUGGAUAUUGUAAUAUUAUUACAAGUAUGGUGGUUUCGACAUAAUACAGCAGCGGCUCGCCGCUUGCGUCGCGGGGACUAGCAAUGGACGGAAACAGACUUAUAGCACUCGCUCAACGCCUUCAGGGUCUAUUGGCCGCCGCUUUGCCAUAUCUUCCAUCCCUUAUGACCAGUAGACACCUAAACAAUAUACAAAAACGCCAAGAUGCUGCUUAAAAUUGUAUCUUAAGCUUUCGACAUUAUUUAGUAUAUUUAUCUGAACAUAAUGCAUGGUCAUGAUGGUUGACCAACCGCUUUGGUAGUGUUUUAAAAGGUUUUGACAUUGUAGUUUUUUUUAAUAUUACAACGGAACUCACAGAAUAAAUAUAGCUUAGCAGAACUUGUGAUAUUUGAAUUCUAUUGCUAUAAAUAGAGCGAUUUUGAGCAGCAUCUAUGUUUUAGGUGACGUUUCUGUAUAUAUACAAUAGGAUCAAAGAAUUGACAUUGUUUGGAAAGGGAAGUGACUAUGAUAUUGACAUUCGCAUGACACAUGACCAACAUAAUACUGAGCGAGUAUCGUGUACGUGCCAAAAAUGCUUAAGUGCCUCUAUUAUGACUACUAAAAAUUUCCUGAUCGAAAUGAAAUAUAUUGUUUUGAGCUUUUUAAAGCAGUACUGAUUGAAUUUUCCUAUUUAAAGUGUCUAUCAGUAACGUUAUUGCUCUAAGGUUUCACUAUUUAUAAAAAAAUACUAAGUAUUUUUUUCAGGGGUAAUAAAUCGCUUCGCUUGAUUUAGAAAAAUCACCAGCGAGGCGUUCAUUUUUCUAACUGAAUAUCGAUCAAAUAUGCAAACUUACCGAGUAACUUUAAUAGGAAUCUCGCGGUUUCCUUUGAGAAAAGAAAUUGGGAAUUUUUCCUUAGAUGACGUCAUAAGGGACGUUUCAAACUGAUUGAAAGCACUUCAGAUUAUAUAUUUCAUGUAAUUGAGGUCUUCAGGUGCUAGAAUUAUCUUGUAUCCCUUGUUAAAUCUAUAGAGUAAUUAUUACUUUGACAUUUGUUCCAAUUGCGAAUAAUAGUGCUCCAUUGGGAACAAAUUUUGAUUGUGUAUUAUGAUUUUAAGCCAUUUGAUAAUCUGUUGUAUUAGAAAAAUAAUGUACAUUUUGUAUGACAUAAUAUCAUUCAUCAUGUCAAACGUUAAAUAAUUUAACGAAUAAAGCGUUAUGUUGAGAAAUUUAAAUGCAAAUUACCAUAAUUGUAUGGUGCUACUAUUAGGAAAUGCAAAAGGCUAUUUAAUUUUAUUAUGUUUGUAUUAGUAUGACAUAUUUAGGGAAUUUAUGAAGUUUUAUAAAUAAUUUUUAAUCUAUGAAUGUUUAGUAUAUUGACAUGUAUUUGUAUAUUAUGUAAUAUUCAUAUAGAGCUCUUAUUAAUCAAAUUUAUAGGGAAUGUUUUUUUUUUUUUAAAUUUGACUGCACAACUUUAGAUGAAUUAUAUCAGCAACACAAUUUAUAUGAGCUAUUUUAACAGUUUUAGGUAAUGUAGUUUAAAUCUAAACAUAAUUUUAAAAGGCUUGUUAUCCUGACACAGAAAGUUCCAAUGUAUAGAUUAAUUUCAAAACUCAUUUCUUUGACGUCCAAUAAAAAAUGUUGGUAGUAAAAUAUGUCAAAAGCUUAGUAUGGAAAUUGUCAUUACUUUAUAUCGUUUUUAUAUAUUGUUUGUGUCAUGGGUUUAAUAGUAAAUUGUGCGAUGAAACUUUCUGAAUCAGUAUAAUUGUUGUAAUUCAAGAAUUAAAUAGUUAUUUGAUGCACCUAUCAUAGAUUGCAAAUUAGUACAAUCACCAUAUCUAGUAUUAUCUAUACUACUGUUCUCUGAAAUAAUAUACUGAUCAAGUAAUUUUUAAUGAAAAAUGUCGUUUGUUAGAAAACCAUUUUCACUAAAAAGCAAAUACUAUACAAAUGAAUGAUGUAUUAGCACGUUGUUAGUUAUAACCCAGUAUACUAUAUUUUUGCCAAGUACCAAACACUUUUUCUACCUUGAGUUUGACAAGAUAUUGAACGUUAACGUUUAAAGCGUCCGUUAAAUGUUUAUGAAAAUCUUACAGCUGGCGGUUAUAAUAAUUAACAUAUAUUUGGCAGGUAAGAGUUUCAACUGUCGUACUCAUGGUAUGGCUACUACGUAAUAUUAUGUUUGACAUAAUAGUGUUGACAGAUUUUUCAUACAAACAUAAACGCAGACGUUAACGUUUAUAUUAUGUUAGGCUCAUAUUAUCUUCCUACUUCAUUCGUUGAUUAUUUUUGUAAGCGUCGCAUUUAUCUAGAACAACUUAUUUUACAAUCAGUUUUAAAUAAGUUUGUACAUAACAGUCAUUUAAUAUGUAUAUAAUUUAUCUAAUUUUAAGUACUCUUAAUGAAGCGUCAAAAAUAAAUAUUUGUUAUUGUUUAGUUGAUUAUUUCAUGUACUGUGACCCAUUGGCCAUAGAGUAAUAAUAAUUAUUGAAAUCAGUGAAAUUAUUUUUUAUAUAAAAUGACUAAGAGGCUUGAAGCAAAAUCACAUAAAUUGACAAUUUUCAUACAAAUUAAUUUAGGGUUGGUGGGUCACGUCUGUCGAAUAAAGAUUUUGUCUCCCAAGGUCGUAUAAUAUGUAAAAUCAAUCUAGUUGAUUAUAUAAAUAAAUUUGAUAGAUUUGAAAUCUGUCAAAUUUAUUUCUAUGAGAUUAGUUGACAGAACUCGGUACUAGAUUGUCUUUUACGUUUGAAAUUGUACCGCGUUACGUAUUUUAAAUAAUGUUUUACAAAAGUACAAUGAGGUGAAACAAACUCAAUCUGUUGUCUAAAUAAUCGAAAAAUAGAAAGACCUGUUUGUUUUUAUUGUUUUCAUUAACCGAUAGUCUUAUUGAUGGGUCAAAUAGAAUAACAGAAAUAAAUUGACGCAAAGUCAUUCGUAUGAGUUGUAUAAAGUCGCGUUUAUAGAAAAUAUGUAAACGAAAUAUUGAGAGAAUAUUGGUACAUAUCAUUUAUGUACAAAAUGGUAUUUAUUAAACGAUUUUUAAAUUCAAUUGACAUUCAAUUAAUAGGUACUGAUUUUAGGAUUAAGACACGUACAGCUGUUGUGAUUUUAGAUGUUAACGUUUCUUAAUAAAGUUGUUUGUUUAGA
Messenger RNA from Pieris napi, 3917 nucleotides. RefSeq names its product solute carrier family 66 member 2. NCBI's taxonomy places the organism in Eukaryota, Metazoa, Arthropoda, Insecta, Lepidoptera, Pieridae. The transcript has 6 exons. The coding region runs from base 1 to 873 and encodes 290 amino acids. The record is from RefSeq and is a predicted model, not a curated record. Gene Ontology annotation, cellular component: trans-Golgi network; endosome. Gene Ontology annotation, biological process: retrograde transport, endosome to Golgi; phospholipid translocation.